This is a messenger RNA of Indicator indicator, 2481 nucleotides long. RefSeq names its product DEP domain containing MTOR interacting protein (gene DEPTOR). The record is from RefSeq and is a predicted model, not a curated record. NCBI's taxonomy places the organism in Eukaryota, Metazoa, Chordata, Aves, Piciformes, Indicatoridae. The transcript has 9 exons. Gene Ontology annotation, molecular function: protein binding. The coding region runs from base 1 to 1194 and encodes 397 amino acids. Gene Ontology annotation, biological process: intracellular signal transduction; negative regulation of TOR signaling.
AUGGAGGAGGGCAUGAGCACUAUGCAGCAGAAAGCGGCGGAGCUGGAGCACAUGGCCGAGGUCCUGCUCACCGGCGAGCAGCUCCGACUCCGACUGCAUGAAGAAAAGGUCAUUAAAGAUCGGCGUCACCACCUUAAGACCUACCCGAACUGCUUUGUUGCCAAAGAGCUGAUCGAUUGGCUGAUUGACCAUAAAGAGGCCUCAGACCGAGAGACAGCUAUUAAACUGGUGCAGAAAUUAUUGGAUCACAGCAUAAUCCACCAUGUGUGCGAUGAGCAUAAGGAAUUUAAGGAUGUGAAGCUGUUCUACCGCUUCCGAAAAGAUGAUGGGACAUUUCCACUGGACAAUGAGGUGAAGGUGUUCAUGAGAGGACAAAGACUGUAUGAAAAGCUGAUGAAUUCUGAAAAUACUCUUCUGCAAGCAAGGGAAGAGGAAGGAGUGAAGUACGAACGAACCUUUGUGGCAUCAGAGUUCAUUGACUGGCUGAUCCAGGAGGGAGAGGCCACGACACGGAGUGAAGCAGAGCAGCUCGGACGCAGACUUUUGGAGCAUGGGAUUAUACAGCAUGUGUCCAACAAGCACCAUUUUAUGGACAAUGACUUGCUCUACCAGUGCAGAAUGAAUUUCCGGCGGCGGCGGCGAUUAAUGGAGCUGCUCACUGAGAAAUCUCGCUUGAUGCCAGAAAGCCACGACAGCCCGUUUUGCCUGCGCAAGCAGAACCAUGACAACAGAAAACACACCAGUUUCCUCUCAGUGAGUCCCACCAAGGAGAUAAAAAUCGUGUCGGCAGUACGGCGAAGCAGCAUGAGUAGCUGUGGCAGCAGUGGGUACUUCAGCAGCAGCCCAACACUCAGCAGCAGUCCACCCGUGCUCUGCAACCCCAAAUCUGUAUUAAAGAGACCUGUGACUGCUGAUGAGCUCUUGAUGCCUGGAGCCCCAUACGUAAGAAAAACUUUUACGAUCGUUGGUGACGCAGUGGGCUGGGGCUUUGUGGUGCGAGGGAGUAAGCCCUGCCACAUCCAGGCUGUGGACCCCAGUGGGCCAGCAGCUGCAGCUGGGAUGAAGGUUUGCCAAUUUGUCGUAUCUGUCAACGGCCUCAAUGUUCUCCAUGUGGAUUACAGGACAGUGAGCAACCUCAUCCUGACUGGUCCUCGAACAAUUGUGAUGGAAGUGAUGGAAGAAAUAGAGUCCUGAGAAGGGAAAAGAACUCUCAGUGGACUCUUUUGUGCGAGAAAUAAGGACAACCAUGGAGUGGCAUGACACAAGGAAGCAGAAUGUUGCUGUAUCUAAAUAGAUGAUUUUGCUUUUGGGGCAGUGGGGCUCUCUUUCAUUUAACAAUAAUAGCACUGGUGAUUAUGUGAAGAAGUGAACAAGGUACACCAGCAUAUUUUCACAAAGGCCUUCAUUUCACCUGACAGAGAUAAGGUCAAGGCCUUUACGUUGUUUGUCCAGCCAUGUCUGCAUUGGUCAGAAUGGUUUCCCACUGAAGAAGCCAUGCAGAUUUCCUCACAGUUCACCACUGAAUCAAAGCACUUCAGGAGAUGAAAGAACCAAACACUGUGGGGUCAGGAUGACACAAAUGGUUUGAUUAGCAUAUUUACAUUGGUAAACGUUCUCCUGGUGUUCAGCUUUGUCCCAGGAACAUGUGCUGUCACAGUUGCUCUCUCCUGGGCCUGAAGGACAGCUGACUAAAUGCUGGCUUGGUUGCAAUCAAAUACAAACAGACUGCAAAUGCAUGAAAAAUAGGUGUUCGUUCUCCACAGAGGAUACUCUGAUAUGAAUGCUUGGGCCUGACCAAGGUCUAGAAACAAAAAGCAUGCAGUACUUUUACAAAAUCUCCUGUUGAAAAUCAGGCUUUUUGUUUAGAAGCUUGCAGACUGAUUUAGGUGCUCGAGUAUAAAAUACUGACUUGGGUUUUUUUCCUUAUCUUUAGAAGGAAGGGUAUCUCACUAUUGGUUUUUGUCACUUUGGAGAAAUUUUGGACGCCUUUAUGCCUGGAAGAAAAAUAAUACUUGGUGUGUUAAAGUGGGGAAUUCACAGUGUUGGCAUUUGCAAUGAUACAUUCAGAUGCUCCAGUAGGGAACGUACACUUCAAAUUGAAGCAAUGUACUUGAAUGUGCAUUAAGCUUGUUAGCAUUUUGCAAUCAUCAAAUGUUUUGCAAACUACAGACUUGCAUUUGACACUAUUACUAAUAAAAUAUUGUAUUUAACUGACUCUUACUCUUUUUGAAACAGUAAGAUUUCUUCAUCAAUGAAUUCAUGAAACAAAUUAUUUUUUCAAAUGUAUGUAUAAAUUCCAUAUUCUGCGCCUUAGGUGAGUCCUCAUGGUAAUUUGACUGUGUGGGGUUUUCUUUGGUCUUUGAACUGAAUAAAUACAUCCUCAUCCACAAAAUUGUAAAUAUAUAUUGCAGACUUUCUCUGCUGUCCAAAUUUUACAGUUAAAGCUUGAAUUUCUAUAUAAACAUAGCAGAAAUCCUUCAA